AUGUCUAGCCUUGAUGAGGAAUCGCUGAAGGUGAACACCCCAUUCAAGACAACCCAGAAGAGUACAAACCACUCACACAAUUUUGCCCAAAGAAUCGACGGCGUCAAAAAGGCGCAGCAAUCCCUAUUUGACGUCCAUGAAAUACCCAAAGCCAUUGUCCACGUGCUCGAAGCCCAAGUAACAAGAUUGGAACUGACAAAUUCUGAGCUGAAGACCUAUCACGAGCUGAGAGCUCAGCGAGCUAAACUGGAAGAUGAGGUCAUCGACCUUAAAGACAAGCUCUACAGAGUCCGUCUUCGCAAUCUCCUCGAAUACGAGAAAGGAGACAUGGAGGACCCUGAUUUUGAGCCGCAGCUUGACUGGCUCAACAAGCAGACCUGUAGCGCAGAUUGUCUUCUGGAUGCUGGUAUGAUGCUGCAUUGGGGCGGACUCCAGGGGGAGUUUUGUGAACAUGUUAGGGACUCAUUCUUGAAGAUCUAUGGCAUGAUGCCCCAGCAGAUCUACGACUUUGCCGGCCAUGGACCCCUCAGUGACCCGCUCUUCAAGUGA
Molecule: messenger RNA, 549 nt
Organism: Penicillium atrosanguineum
Lineage: Eukaryota; Fungi; Ascomycota; Eurotiomycetes; Eurotiales; Aspergillaceae
Exons: 3
Coding region: 1-549 (182 amino acids)
Source: RefSeq, a predicted model, not a curated record